Canis lupus familiaris (dog) is the source of this 7747-nucleotide messenger RNA. Its product is annotated as kinesin-like protein KIF19. The coding region runs from base 31 to 2973 and encodes 980 amino acids. Gene Ontology annotation, molecular function: microtubule binding; microtubule motor activity; ATP binding. The record is from RefSeq and is a predicted model, not a curated record. The transcript has 20 exons. NCBI's taxonomy places the organism in Eukaryota, Metazoa, Chordata, Mammalia, Carnivora, Canidae. Gene Ontology annotation, biological process: microtubule-based movement.
CCUUGUCUGCUAGGAGAGCAGGAGCGCAUCAUGCCCUCUGGCCUCACCACCGGCCCUUCCCUGGGCCGGGGCAGCCCAGCCAUGAGAGAGAUGGAGCCCAAGGACCAGCAGCUCAUGGUAGCACUUCGGAUCCGCCCACUCAGUGACACGGAACUGGAAGAAGGGGCCACUGUCAUCGCCCACAAAGUGGGGGACCAGAUGGUGGUGCUCAUGGACCCCGGCGAGGACCCCGAGGACACGCUGCGCACACACCGGUCUCGGGAGAAGACCUUCAUCUUCGACACUGUUUUCGACCAGCACGCAUCACAGGAAGACGUGUAUCGUGCCACCACCCAGCACUUAGUGGAAGGUGUUGUUUCUGGAUACAACGCAACAGUGUUUGCUUAUGGCCCCUCAGGUGCAGGGAAGACCUACACCAUGCUGGGGAUGGACGCGGAGCCUGGGAUCUACCUGCAGACCCUCGCCGACCUCUUCCGGGCUAUCGAGGAGAUCCGUGACAGUGCAGACUGCAGCGUGUCCAUGUCCUACCUCGAGAUUUAUAAUGAAGUGAUCCGAGAUCUCCUGAACCCAUCCUCUGGGUUUCUGGACCUGAGAGAAGAUUCUAGGGGCAGCAUCCAGAUCGCAGGCAUCAUGGAGGUCUCUACCUCAAACGCCCAGGAGAUCAUGCAGCUGCUCACCAAAGGCAACCGGCAGCGCACGCAGGAGCCCACGGCCACCAAUAAGACAUCCUCUCGCUCCCACGCCGUGCUGCAGGUCACCGUGCGCCAGCGGAGCCGUGGCCCAGAUUUGGUGGAGGAAGUGCGCGUUGGGAAGCUCUUCAUGGUGGACCUGGCAGGCUCAGAGCGGGCAUCGCAGACCCAGAACCGCGGCAAGAGGAUGAAGGAGGGUGCCCACAUCAACCGCUCCCUGCUGGCACUGGGCAACUGCAUCAAUGCACUCAGCGAGAAGGGCGGCAGCCGGGCGCAGUACGUGAACUUCCGAGACAGCAAGCUCACACGCCUGCUGAAGGAUGCCCUGGGAGGGAAUAGCCGGACCGUGAUGAUCGCACACAUCAGCCCAGCCAGCACGUACUUCGAGGAGUCUCGGACCACUCUGCUGUAUGCCUACAGGGCAAAGAACAUCAAGACAAGGGUGAAGCGCAAUCUGCUGAACGUGUCCUACCGCAUUGCACAGUACACGGACGUCAUCUCUGACCUGCGCAGGGAGAUCGAGCACCUCAAGUCCAAAAUUGAGAAGCAGGAGGGGGAGAAGAGAGUCAUGAUCCCCCCCAGUGAUGGAGAGGAGGAUAGCCGCCUGCAGAUGAACAAGAUCCGGGCACAGCUCAUCGGAGCCUUCAAGGAGCAGUUGGAGAUGCGGCGCAGCCUGGUGGAGCUGGAGAACACGAACAUCGAGCUGCAUGUUGACACGUCCCGCCACCUGCUCACCAUUGCAGACUGGGAGCGUGAGAAGACCCACCAGCAUGCACACAGGGAGAGGACGUCAGAGAGGGACGAGGAGCCAGCAGAGGCUGAUGCAGACGGGGAUGAGGGCGAGUCUGUGGAGCCACACGAGGUGGCUCUGGCCAGAGAGGAAGUCAACAUGCUUUUGGCUGAGCAACGGAAAACUGCAGCCCUCAAGGCUGGGCUGGAGCAGCGCCUGGCCAAUGCCAAGAAGAAGGCCUCACAGCUGGAGAAGCUGCUGCCCACGCAGGUCAUCAGUGAGGACCAGCGGGAGGUGCUACGGCUGCUGUGCCGGGCCCACGAGCUGGAGGUGGAGAACACGGAGCUGCAGGCCAACAAUCUGUGCCGGAGGAACCUCAUGUGCCAGAAGGACUUUGUGAUCCAGCGCUACCACCAGCACCGGCUGCUCUGUGAGCAGCUCAUCCAGGAUCAGUGGCAGCUGAUUCAGGGGGUUGGCAUCGCUGUGCCGGAGUCCCUGGCCAGGCGGCGCUGCCUGUACUCACGGGAGCUGGGCGCGGGCUCGCUGAACCGCCUGCUGCUGCUGCACGCCGUCAUGUCCAGCUCCCUGCGGGAUGGCUCUGUUCUGAACACAUCCCCGCCGCCGCCGGAGGAGGCCAGCCGAGACCAGCUGGACGACAGGAAGGACCUCCCAUGGGGCGCCCAGUUCGAGCUGCCACCCAUGCUGCUGGAGACAGACAGUGGCUACAGGUCGUCACAAGGCACACCAUCAAAAACGCUGGGAAAGCAAGAUUCCCUUCUGCCCCCGCCGUCCCUCCGCAUCCUGCUAACCCCUCCAUCUCACGAGCAGUCGAGCUCCCUAAGUGUGAAGAAUUUGGUCUCCAAGCUGUGCUCCCCCACUGGCCGGGACCUGGGCGCCUCACAGGUGGCAGCGGAGGCUGGUGGCCUGGCCCUGAGCGCUCAGGCCCUCAAGGAGAUGGCCGUGAGCACCAAGAGCAUUGCCCUCAUCGCGGCCACCCGGCGCUCCAAAGCACAGGACCGCGAGGGUGGCGGUGGCCGCUCCUCCAUCCGCCUUCUGGAGGAGGUGGCCCCGGACUCCAGGGCCCCGAAGGCCAGCGUCACCCCAGACCCAAGCCCAGCAGACAGGAGGUGGCUCCUUGCCAGCCCGGGCAGGGACUGUUCUACGGAGAGGAAGGCCAGGAGGAAGCGGUCACCCUCCCUCACCUGGAGCGUGCAGACGGCAGCAGAGCAUGGGGCUGAGAGCCAGCCGUCCCCAGCAGUCCUGCAGCUCACCAAGUCAUCUGGAAAGAGCUUCUUCCCUCCCGUCCCCGCGGCCUCCAAGAUAAAACCCAGCCUCAGUUCCCACACAGACGAGAAGAUGCUCCAGAUGCCCGAGGUCAGCUUCACCUUCCCCAGCGCCACGUGGCAGAGCAGCCCGGGCCCAAGCAGGGCCCCACUCCUGCCCCGGGACAUCCGAGGGUCUACGGAUAGUGGAGGCCGACACCACAGCCCACUGCCUCCCAGCACGCCCCGCAAGCCCCGGGGCAGCGGCAAGCGGCCGAGAAGGCCACAGUGAGGAUGUCAGCCAGAAGGCCAGGCAUGCGAGGGAAGGCCGGAGAGGCCGGCCCCAGGCACAGGGCUCUCUCUGCCCUGGAGUUGAGUUCAAGAGACGGAGCCCUGGCAAGGACACUUCAGGGGGCAGCCAGCCAGCUUCCCACUGCUCUCUGUGCUGACGGCUGCCUCACCAACCGUGCCAGAGGGAAGGCCGUUGAUGGAACAUCAGAGCCCUUCUGAAGGACAUCUCAGGAGGAGCCUCAGGCCUCGUUUGGGUCAUUCCCAGUUGUGAGUGAUAUUCCCAGGAUCACUCCACCCCACAGUUUCUGCUCUGGGAGAAUGGUUUCACUCUUCACCUGAUUGGGCGAGGCCCACCCACACUGCGGCAGGUCCUCUGCUGAACCCGACAUCUCCUUACUGAUGUAUUUAUUUUUUAAAGAUUUUAUUUAUUUGUUCAUGAGAGACACAGAGAGAGGCAGAGACACAAGCAGAGGGAGAAGCAGGGAGCCCGAUGCAGGACUUGAUCCUAGGACUCUGGGAUCACAACCUGGGCCAAAGGCAGAUGCUCAACCAUUGAGCCACCAAAGCGCCUCUCCUUACUGAUUUAAAUGUUAAUCUCAUCUGAAGAACACCUUCACAGCACCACUGCCCGCUGAUGUUUGAUGAAACGCCUGGGUAUCAUGGCCUGGCAUGUUGAUGUUUCAAAUUCACCCUCACGCCCCAUGGGCCUUGGCCAGCAGAGUGACACCAUCCUGUCCCCAUGUUCACAUAGGCUCUGGGGGAAGCCUGCAUUGGGGAAGCAUGAGAACACUCCCCAUUCUCGUGACCCAUCCAUCCUGUCACUGUGUUGUAAUGUCCGUCCCCACACACCACAGCAUGGAGGACAUUGAAGCAGAAUCGUCAAGGAGCAUGAAGCCACCCGUGUAAACUGGGAACCCAGAAAUCGAGGUCCUAAUCUUUUGUCAAGACAGGAAAGUCCGGGAAACUUUGAGCACCACCCGUGGAGGGCUGAAUCAUCGCCUUCUCCAGCUGUGCUUUCAGCGCUUGCUGUGGCUUUCAAACCACUGCCUACAUCUCGGGCUCUCAGAGGCAUCCCCAUUUGGAGGCCAUGGGGACCAGAGCUACCUCCGAUGCAGCAUCCAGUGGAAUCUAUGGGUUUUAGGAAUCAGCUUGUUAGCACAUUAGGGCUGGAAGGUGGAGGCGUGUUGUUGUCUCACGGCCUGAGCAGUCAGCAGGUUGGCUUGGACCUGUGUAUGCCUGGCACAUGGCAGACACCCUAUAAGUGUGCAAACUGCACAGCUGGAUGCCAGAUGCCAUGCCCUCUCAUCGUAGGACCUGCGGUCAAGGAGGAGCUGCUGGGCCUUCUGGAAGAGUGUGUGGAGUUGGGGAGGUCGGUCCCACUUAUCUUUGGGGGCUCUGCUGUCUGCUUGGUGCAGACCUGCCAGGGGCACCCUCUGAUGCUCACUUCCCCUUCCCUGGGGGAAAUGCUGAGCCUGGGUGACAAGGAUGACUUCUGCUUUCCUGCCCUGGCCCCAGAUCCUGGGUAGGGCAAGAGUUACUGGUUGCCCCCUAUAUCUGCUCACUUUGUUCCAGGAUAAUAGAACCCCUCAUUUUUAGCUAGUCAAACAGCUCACAAAAUAAGGACUGUAUCUCCCAGCCUCCUUUGUGGCUGCAUAUUGCCAUGUAAACAAGUGACGGAUGGGAUGCAAGCAGCUGCUUCCAGGAAUCUUCACCACAAAGGAUAAUACGCAUUUUCCUCAUGCCUCUUUCCUUCUUCACUUCCUCAAUCAUACUGCCUGGAAUUUGGAUGUGAUGGGUGGAGCUCUAGCCACCGUUUUGAGGCCUUGAGGACAGAGGCCUUGAGGACAAAGGCCGGCCCUCAGGAGGAUGGAGUGGGAAGCUGGAAGGAGCAGAGAUGCCUCUCAGCAUUGUUACACCCUACCUGCAGAUGAGAACUUGAGAGGAAUAAAUGUGUAUCCAACGUUCACCUUGUCUUAGCUGAUCAAGGAGGGGAAGCCCAGGCAGUUGGCAAGUUGUGGCCAGAGAAGUCCCUGGUAAUUUUGUGAAAUGACAUCAACAGAUUAGAAAUGACAGCAUGGUAGGACGUGGUGUCAAAUAGGGCCCCCAAGUUCUUCCUAGGCUGGUGUGAACAUACAGAAGGAACUCCUGGUCUUUCUUCAUCCUGCCUUGAGCUGGGUGGAAAGGUGGGCCACAAAGAGAGCUGUAGACCGGUAGGCUAUGGACUGGCCCAGGCAUCUGAGAGAUGGCUGAGGAGGCACUUAUAUCGGGGGAGUAGGGGUGGUAUCCCAAUCUCAUGGGGGGCGGUGUGUGUACUAGGGUUCUCCAGCAAAACAGAACUACUGGGGUAUGUGUAUGUGUGAAGAUACUUGGUCUAGGGAACUGGCUCAUAAUUGCGAAGGCUUGGCGAGUCCACAAUCUUCAGGGUGGGCCAGCAGGCCAGAGGCCCAGGGAAGUGCCACAGAAAUCCCUUUUCCUCGGUGAAGCUCAGGCUUUUGUUCUAGUCCAGCCUUCAGAUGGUGAGAUGAGGCCCACCCACGUUGUGGAGGGCCGUCUGCUGAUUCACAUGUUAAUCUCACCCCCAAACACCCACAUGGGAACAUCCAGAAUAAUGUUUGACACACAUCUGAGUGCCAUGGCCCAGCCACAUGGACAUGUAAAAUUUGUUGUCCCGGGGUGGUAGGGGGACACAGGACCAGGAAGAGCCAGGGUGGAGAGGUUCACAGCCCCUCUGGGCCAGCGGUUGACAGCUGGGGAGGCCCCUGAGCUCAGGGUCAACCCAGGUGAUGGAGGUGGGAGGAGGGGGAGGAUCUUGAAUUUGGCCCAGUUUGAACCCAAAAUGACUGAGAAAAAUAACACAAGCAUCUGAGUAUCCCCAGGGGUUGUAUUUGGGUGCAUUGAGCUCAUGUGACUGUAGAACUUGCACCUGUGUCAGAAAGGUCACACUGUGAUCUCACCACUUUAGAAAGGCAGAAAAUUACAUAAAGGGAGCAUUAAGAAUGUCCUUCCCCACCUUGUGCCUUUUUGGAGGUAAAUCCCCUUUAACAAUUGGGUGCAUGCUCUUCCCAGUUUUCCCACAAAAUAACCCAUUAAGAAGUGUCUCAGCGUAGGUCCCCACAAUUGCAGAGGCUGUCACAAGACCAGGACACAGGUGGCUUCUUUGGGAGGUGAUGCCAGGGGAGCAGGGAGGCCAGACCAUGUGAGACUGGGAAGGGAGAAAGCCACCAUGCCCAUGGGUAUCACCAUGGUGCCUCUGUGGGCAGCAGGAGGUGAAGUUUGCUUACCAGCCUGGAAUCGACCCCCAAGCACCAGGGAAGGGGAUCCUGGGGGCACUGGGCCUGCCUUAGGCUGUGUUUGCAAGUGGCCCAAGCAUUCUCUCCCCAUCCCCAGCAGUAGAGGAGUCCCUGGGCAGAGAAUGGAAACUCUGAUGCAAAACUCAGAGCAAACUACAUUUCGGCCACAUUGGAUCUGUCUGCAGGCUGCAGCUUAAGGCCAAGGUGAGGCCUGGGGGCCAGAGGCAUCUGGGACAAAAAAAUCCUUUGCAUACAUUCUCAUGCACAAACGUGUGCACACCCCCAUGAACCGGUCUCCCGCCUCCCACCCUGCUGUUGCUCACACUGUCCCCUCUGCUUGGAAGCCUUCCCCACCCUCUCUGCCACCUUCUAGUCCUUUCCCAGGAGGCCUCCUCUUCUUCCCUGCUGGGCCAGGUACCUCAGAGCCUCCCCUGGCACUGCACUCACCCACCACAUGACGACUGUCCCCAUCACUGUACGUUUGGCACAACAGACCAGCCCUGCCUUACAUCUCUGUGUCCUCCCUGGCCCCGAGCAGGUGCCCAUGGAUGGCUGUGGGAUGGAGGGACAAGGGUGGGAGGGAGCAGGUGUGGGCAGGUACUGCGCUGAGAGCAGGAGGUGCAGGGCUGAGGCCCUGACCUGGGACAGCUGUGUGUGGUGGGAGGUUGGUCCCUCCGCAGCCAGCAUGGCACACUGGGAGAUGUGCAUAUGUGUACACAUGCACAGCAGCCAUCCAGGUGCUUUUCAGGGCCUGUGCUGGGCCCCAAUCGAGGCAAGGGAAUGCAGGCAUUGAAACAAACAAGAUGUCAAAGAAACGAGAGGGUAAAGCUUUAUCCAGCCCCUAACCUCACUGCAAGCCCCUAGGGGCUGUCGUCAGCUUAUGGCCUGGGGAUGUGGAGCACUACGUUGGGUAUUCAUGCCCAGGUAGCAGAGCUGGGAUUUGAACCCAGGGUGUGUGGCCUCUUCCCUUGUGACCCCUGGAAGCCAGGCAGGAUAUGCUGGGCAAUAGAGAGUCACAGCAUGUUCACAAGCAAGAAACACAAGGGUGGCUCACAGCGGCUCGGUGAAGGUGGGCUGAAGGCUUGUGGACAAGGAAUGAGCAUGUUAGAGAGUCCUUUACCGUUUGAGAACCUGGUGAGAUCCUGUGGUUGCCAUCCAUGUCACAUAUGCACACCUGUGUGUCUACCCUCACCGGUAUGUGCCACGUGGAACGGCCACGGAAGGAAAUCCUGGGAACGGGUCACUGUGAGGGGCUCAGGGGCAGGUGGGCAGGAGACUCCUUUUCAUUGCAUGCAUUUUCUAUGCAUUUGGAUCUUUGUUGUCUUCCUGUAACUUCAUGUGGGAAAAAAAAGGAAUUAUUUUUAAAAAAUAACAAUAGUUCUAUAUGCUGGGGAGGGCAGCUCUCUGAAAUAUACCAAUAGAGGUUCAGAACAGCAUGUAUGAUAGGCUCUUAUGUCUAUAUGACAAUUAUAUAACGUAUGCAAA